Molecule: messenger RNA, 835 nt
Organism: Lactuca saligna
Lineage: Eukaryota; Viridiplantae; Streptophyta; Magnoliopsida; Asterales; Asteraceae
Source: the annotation of a GenBank genome assembly
AUGGAAAGGCUCGUGAAGGAUACGACAGUUUAUAUGAAGAUUGAAGAUCAACUCGUUGCUUACAAAGAAAAAAGAGGAUUAUUUCGAUAUAGAGGUUCUUUAUCGACAUAUCUGACACGUCCACCGGUUAUAUGGUGGGGUGAAUAUGGAGACGAUGCUCCAGAGCUCAAGUCCUUUGCAAUAAAGGUUUUGGGUCUUACAUGUUCCGCUUCGGCUUGUGAACGUAAUUGGAGUACGUUCAAUCAAGUCCAUACCAAGAGACGCAACCGGUUAAACACCGAAAGAAUGAACAACUUGGUUUACAUCAUGUACAAUAAAAAGUUGAAGCAAAAUUUCAUUAAGAGGACUAAAUUAAAAGAAGAUGACCCCUUAGUUGUUGAUCAUGUAUUAUCGGAUGAUGAGUGGAUAGCCGCCCCAAGUGAUGGUGAGGAAGAUGACAUUGGAGGUGGCGGGAUAUUAGGGGAGGAAGAUGGUGGGGUAAUUGGAAGUGCUAGAGCUGGCAGGGCUAUUGGAAGACCUAGAGGUGGCGGGACAAUUGGGGAAGGGAGUGGAACUAGGAAAAGGAAAAAUGUUCAAGUGAAUUUGAUUGACGAGGAUAACGGGGAUGAAGUGAAUUUGAUUGACGAUGACGAGGGUGACCGGUUUGAAAAUGAUGCUGAUUAUUUUAUUUGAACUUUUCACUAACUUGUGCUUUUUUGUGUGUGUUUCCUAAGUGGCUGUUGUUUUGGAGUUUUAGACUUUGAUGUUCUAGACUUAUUUUAUGUUUUUGAAUGUGUUUUUUAUAACUAAUGGAUUUGAUGGUGAAAUUAGCUUAAAAGGACAUGUUUAGUGUGUG